AUGGCCUCCUACCUUGCAAGCCGCUUCCCGACGAUUCUCCCGUCGUUCGACCCUGUUCCUAAUCCGUUCAAGUUGGUUGCGUUGGUCAAUCGGCGGCAAUGGAUGUUCUUUUCGGUAAAGUCUCUAUAUUUCUCUUACCCGAUUGGAUUUGUCGCCUGGACGUGGGAUGCCUUUGACUUCUUCACGGUGGCAAUGACCGUCACCGACCUCAGUGAGACAUUCGGAAAGACCAGAGAAGAAAUCACAUGGGGUAUCACGAUCACACUUAUGUUCCGGUCUGUUGGCUCGAUCAUCUUCGGGAUCCUAUCGGACCGCUACGGCCGCAAAUGGCCAUUUAUUGCCAACAAUAUGCUCUUUAUCGUCUUUGAACUCGCCACGGGUUUCUGCCAGACCUUCACUCAAUUUCUUGUGACGCGUGCUUUCUACGGUAUUGCAAUGGGCGGUAUCUAUGGCAACGCUGCUGCUACAGCGCUAGAAGAUGCCCCGGAGGCAGCUCGUGGCCUCUUGUCAGGUAUGAUGCAGCAAGGCUGGUCGUUUGGUUUUCUUUUUGCGACCAUUUUCGCCCGUGCUUUGGUCAAUACCACUUCUUACGGCUGGCGCCCACUCUUCUGGUUUGGCGCCUGCCCUCCUGUGCUAUUCAUUAUUGCUCGUCUGUUGAUGCCGGAAACGAAUGUUUACCAGCAACGAGCUGCGGUGCGAGCUGAGAUGGAUAGCCCUGGCAAAGUAUUCUUCAAGGAAGGCAAGGUAGCGCUGAAGAAGCACUGGAUGCUACUUAUUUAUAUGACUAUGCUCAUGGCAGGAUUCAACUUUAUGUCGCACGGCUCGCAAGACCUCUACCCAACCCUACUCAAAUCGCAAUUCGACCUCUCGGCCAACCAAGUUACCGUCACCCAGGUUGUGGCAAACCUAGGGGCAAUUCUCGGUGGCUUAGUUGCGGGUUAUACCUCCCAAAUCUUUGGCCGACGGUUCUCUAUCCUCUGGACGUGUGUGAUAGGUGGUACGCUGCUCUAUCCCUAUACGUUUGUUAGCAACGAGCGAGUUAUGGUCGCGGCGUUUUUCGAACAGUUUUGUGUCCAGGGUGCCUGGGGUGUUAUUCCAAUUCAUCUUAUGGAGCUGGCCCCUCCAUCGCUACGAACCUUCGUCGUUGGAACAGCGUACCAGCUUGGGAAUCUGGUUUCGUCGGCAUCAGCCACUAUUGAAGCCACCAUCGGCCAGCGCUUUCCCCUGCCAUCCAAGGUUGUCAACGGCAAGAUUGUUACUCAUUUCAAUUAUGGCCUAGUGAUGUGUAUCUUCAUGGCUUGUGUCUAUGUAUACGUGAUUUUCUUGACCUUUUUGGGCCCUGAGAAGCGGAGUCGUCCUAUGGAUAUCCAGGAAGAUGAUGAGAUCCUUCCUACCAAGGAAGCUGAGCUCAACAAUACCAAUUCUGGCCAACCGACCAAGACUGAACAUGUUUAG
Messenger RNA from Penicillium argentinense, 1455 nucleotides. Its product is annotated as MFS general substrate transporter. Bases 1 to 1455 code for a protein of 484 amino acids. The record is from RefSeq and is a predicted model, not a curated record. Lineage: Eukaryota; Fungi; Ascomycota; Eurotiomycetes; Eurotiales; Aspergillaceae. The transcript has 5 exons. Gene Ontology annotation, molecular function: carboxylic acid transmembrane transporter activity. Gene Ontology annotation, biological process: transmembrane transport; carboxylic acid transport. Gene Ontology annotation, cellular component: plasma membrane.